Molecule: messenger RNA, 1509 nt
Organism: Amphibalanus amphitrite
Lineage: Eukaryota; Metazoa; Arthropoda; Thecostraca; Balanomorpha; Balanidae
Product: protein FAM170B-like
Exons: 2
Coding region: 387-920 (177 amino acids)
Source: RefSeq, a predicted model, not a curated record
UGAGGUGAGUCUGCCGCCGCCGGCGGCGAGACGAUGACGCAGUACACAGCGGUACCGGGACGGCCGCACAGUUCGCCGGGCUCUCCGGAACGGUCGAGUCGAGUCUCAGCAGUAGCGGCCGCAGUAGGGCAUCCACAGUUGGUUGGAGUACACCAAGGUGGUGUCUUAGGGCCUGCGGUGUUUGGAUUGACGCCGGAGUGAGAUAAUACGCCUGAGCGGCAGAGUCCGGUUGUGACGAGCGGAGGCAAGGUCAAACGAUUCGCGUCGGACAAUAACGCUAUACCCAAGGCCGAGCGGUAGAGGGCAGGGUGUUAAGAGGAAGUCGCAGAGCUGGUGGAGGUCUUCACUGUCUGAUCGUCAAGCUCUCUGCACUGAUCCAGGUCGCCAUGUCAGUGCAGGUGGUGAUGCAUCAGAGAAGCCCCCUGAUCCCGCUGGUGUUCGUGAUGCUGUCCCUGAUGUCAUACGUCCACUGCAGACCACAGUCCUCGGAUAGUCAUCCUGGAGGCUACCACAGCACGCUGUUACAGUAUCUCUCCGGCAUUCAGCAAGAGUUACCGCCCGAGCGUCGGCCCAGCCCGCAGCAGCAGCAGGAGCUGGCACAGUUCCUGCUGAACCAGCAGGAGGAACAGCGACAGCAAAAUCUCAGACCGGAGCAGAACCGUGGUGGAAACCAGCAGAUACAGCGGCAACAGCAACCUUUCAGACAACAACAGCAGUUCCAGCAGCAGCAGCCCUUCCGGCAGCAGCAGUUUCAGCAGCAACAGCCCUUUCAGCAGCAGCAGUUCCAGCAGCCUUUCCAGCAGCAGGGACGGCAGCAGCAGAGUCUGAGGCCAGCUCCCGUGAUUCCCGUUCGGGGACGACCUGCUCAGUUCAGACGCAGACCGGGUGGAGCCAUCAUUUUCCCCGGUCCGGCCUCAUGAGUUCGGGAUGAAGCCUGGGUUGGAGUCGGGGAAAGGUUGAGGGUUCCCGAGUUUGAGUCAAAGCAUCCCGAGUUGGGAUCGGAGUAAGGCAGAGUGAAAUGGUUUCUGGCGGAGUCUAGCAUUGAGCCCGACGAAGUCCAUGAUUUAGUCGACGGAGUAGAGAACGAAGUCUGCGGGAACCCGAAAAGAAACCCGACGUAGUCAGGAACGAGGUAUGCUCGAGUCUUGGGCGGUGCCUGACAAAGUCUAUAACAGUGGCAGAAUGUGUCUUAGGCCAGUUGAGAGUUGCUGGGGCAUGCACCGGUGGAAGGAGGUCGCUAGAAUUGGUGUGAGCUGUCUGGAUUCCAAAGCACUGGAUUUGUUUGUAUGUCAAUGAUGCGGUCUUAUGUUACGAAUGUUUUCUUUUUCAGUUGACUUCAUGUCAACAUGUGUUCGGUCGGACUUACCCCCAACCCUUCCGUACCUCCUCAGUGCGUAAGUGUUCAUGUGCUGAUCCAUCAUGAUCUUCUCAAAUAAAUGAACUUCCAUGUGAAGAAUGUGUACUAAGUCAUGAUUUUUUUCUCACAAAUACAUUGUUGGCUUCAUAAAG